Trichoderma atroviride IMI 206040 is the source of this 762-nucleotide messenger RNA. RefSeq lists its product as uncharacterized. NCBI's taxonomy places the organism in Eukaryota, Fungi, Ascomycota, Sordariomycetes, Hypocreales, Hypocreaceae. The record is from RefSeq and is a predicted model, not a curated record.
AUGUCUGACUUCAAGGGAAAGCUUGCCAUUGUUACCGGUGCCUCCAAGUUGAACGGCAUUGGUUAUGCUACCGCUCUUCUUUUCGCCAAGGGCGGCGCGGACAUUGUCGUCACUUACAACUCCAACCAAGCCGCUGUCCAGGAAGUUGUCAACAAGCUCAAGGAGCAAGGUGUCAAGGCCAUCGCUAUUCAAGGCAACGCCAGCUCUCGAACAUUUGGCGAUGACAUUGUCAAGGCCACUGUCGCCGAGUUCCCCGGCCGCAAGAUUGACAUCAUCGUCAACAACGCCGGCCACGCUACUUUCCCCGGAACUGUUGCCGACUCACCCAUCGAAGAAUUUGACGCCCUCUUCCACCCCAACGUUCUGGGCCCUCACCUGCUCAUCAAGGCUGCCCUGCCUCACAUCUCAUCGCCUGGAGGUCGUAUCGUCAACAUCGGUACUGUCGUUGCUCGUACUGGAACCAACGUUGCUGCUUUCUACGCUGCUAGCAAGGCAGCGCUCAACACUCUUACUCUGGCGUGGGCUGAAGAGCUUGGCGAAAAGGGCAUCACAGUCAAUGUUGUUGCUCCCGGCCCUACUGCCACCGACUAUGCUCCUCCAGAGGACUUUGACCUGACCCGCAAAUUCCGUGCUCAGCAGUACAUCAAGCGAAACGGAACCCCAGAGGAGGUUGCCAGUGCUAUUGUGUAUGCGGCCAGCGCGGGAGCGAGCUUCCUGUCUGGCCAGGUUAUCGGCCUAGAUGGUGGUUUGAGCUACGUUUAG